AUGUCCCUAUCCCCGACCACACGACUGAGCAGGCUUUCCCUCGAGUGCAACUCAUCCGUCUCCCCAAACAAGGGCCAGAUGCCAUCACCACGCACAACUGCUUCGAUGCCUGACUCCGAGAACGCCUCGGACGCAAGUGACUGGGAGGUCGAGGAAGAGGAGGCGGAUGACGAAGGGACAAACGUUGUGUCAUCACUAACGGGUUUCAAAUACAACGUAUCCCGACUCUCACCAGAAGCCCGACAGACAGCCAAAGGACUCUUCAACCAGAUAUCUCCAAGAGAACCUCCUCAGAUUUCACUCGAGCUCUGCGGUGUCAGGGAAGAGGACUCUGAAGGUGCCGGCUUCUUUUACGCCUUCCAGAUGCACGAGGUGGUGCCGUGCUCUGUUAGGAUCGGUGCCCGGGACAGCGAGAGAUUCGCCACACCGAAAUGCGAGUGCCCCGAUGCGAGAUACGGCCACGCGAGUCCCUGCAAGCAUCUCAUUUGGCUCUUUGAUAAGAUCUCAAAACAAGCCCUCUUCGACCACGAUCCCGACUCGGAGCUCAGCCUGACAGAGUUUGGCUACCCCGAAGAGUUAGGCGACCCCUUCGACCAGAUCUCACAGAUCGGCAUCGAUAUCCUCGCCGAUGAUCUCCGCUGCGAUACCUCUGAGCCUGACAGCGACAUCACUCCUCCCAACCCCACCCGUGUAAGAGAAGCCCGGGAAAUGGUGGCUGCCGUAGCGGGCGUCCAACCAUACGAACUCGACGACUACAGGCCGGACCUAGAGCAGUCAUACAACCCCGACAUACUGAUACGCCGUGGCGAUUUGGGAGGGACCCUGUUCUCUCUCAUACUCGCUUCCCACUCGCUCGCAGAGUGGGUGCGCGCUGAACUUAGCCCCUCGGACCCCGCGGUCGACCCCUUCCGAAGUAUCCAGUAUCGAGUCGCCCGCGUCAUCCAACAACUGGACGCAUCCUUAGAUCCCGAGCGCGAUCCCACCGUUGCCGAGAGGCGAGAGAGGCGGGUAGAGGGCCCUCGAAGUGUGGACUGGGCAUGCCGCCAGAUCCACCACAGCGUAAGGCGGAUCGAGAAACUCGUCUCUCGCGGCUCCAGUCCACUUUCGUGGUGGGCUCGAUCAUCCGCCGCCCGGUCACUCGUCGUCAUCCUCAAGUCCGUAGUCGGCCAGCGGGAUCUGUAUGCACGUCUAAUCGGCGACCAGGACACCGGCUUUGUCUACUCCUCACUGGACAUGCUUGCCGACCAAAGCCAGUUCAUCGACGCGCUCGAGGAGAUCAUGGACAAGAUCGGCGUGUACGGCGCACCACCCUCUUAUGUCGCCAAUAUGCGGAGCCUGAUCUCCCGCAUGCGGAGUUAUAGGGUAGAGGAUGCCGGCGCGGCCAGCGGGAGUGGCGUCCCACGAAGCGAGACACCGCCGCUGGACGAGCCGUCGCCGGGCGCUGUCCAACACCCCGAGCCGAGUCGCUCUACCAGCAGCGUGCGGUUUCUCACCCCUGAACUACCGGCGAGCGCUCGAGGGCGGGGAGGCCAAGGCAGGGGCGGUCGCGGUAGGACGGUCGGGAGAGGGAGUGGGAGGGGCGCAAAACGCCCCGCUUCCCAGGGCAGCCCGCAGGACAAUCCGGGGGGUUCAAAGAAGAGACCCCGCGGAUCCUGA
Messenger RNA from Chaetomium globosum CBS 148.51, 1656 nucleotides. RefSeq lists its product as uncharacterized. Gene Ontology annotation, molecular function: zinc ion binding. NCBI's taxonomy places the organism in Eukaryota, Fungi, Ascomycota, Sordariomycetes, Sordariales, Chaetomiaceae. The transcript has a single exon. The record is from RefSeq and is a predicted model, not a curated record. The coding region runs from base 1 to 1656 and encodes 551 amino acids.